CUGGCUGGUGGGAGUAAUCAGUAAGAAAUCUGAGCCAAGUGGGAGGGUUUACAAACCUGAUCCACUGGGCAGCAGCAGAAAAGGAGGUGCAGUGGUAGAAAGAAAUAACAAGAGAGUGAAGGAGAAGGAGAUGUUCUGGGGCUUUCUCAUCAGUAGAAGCAAUAAACCACUGAAACAGCAAGAAAUAAUUACAGACUAAGUACUGCAAUGGAUGCUUCAGUAAUAUAGUAGGGAUCAUCUUAUGCACUGUACCUGAGCUGUGUUGAUGUCAUUAACCUUGACAUGAUAGCAUGCUUUGAGAAACAAGCUACUUAGGCACAGUGAUCACAACAGGCAUGCCACUGAAACAAAGCAGAUCCAUGCAGCAGUAAGGGGUUAUCCAAAAACCACUAAGGACCUGCACUGAAAAAUUUUUGCUUUGUUUUUUUUUUUUGGGGCAUGGCAUAAGUACAGCUUAACUAAAAGGACUGAGACUGCGAUGUCGAUUUUGUUACUGCUGGGCUGGCUGUGUGACCCUGACCCUUUCUUUUGAAUGGAAAUUAUAUAAAACCUUCCACAAAGGACUUAAUGCCAAGGGAAAGGUUUUCAAAUGCUACAAGGUGUGGAGGCCACUUUCGUUUUUCUGUUAUAUCAGAUUUAUAUUUAUUCAGCGAGAUGCUCAGGUGAAACUGGAGCCCUAUGAUGCUGCUGAAACAAGGGAGGCAGUGGAAGUCCAUGUGCAGAGGGUUAAUCCUUGGCACCCUGCUCACCAGCUGCAUGAUCCUGGUGUAUUCAUAUGCUAUUCUUCCACUACAUAUCAAUUUACAGGAAAUACCAGUACCAUACUCCUGUUCCUAUCAUCCAUUAAAGUCGAAGAACUUCUAUCAGAAGAAUGACAACCUCAGUGCUGUGGUUCAGGGACAUAGUUGUUCCCCCAUUCAAGACAUUAUGUUUAUGAAGACCCACAAAACAGCAAGCAGCACUAUCCUCAACAUACUUUUCCGCUUUGGUGAGAAACAUCGACUUAAAUUUGCGUUUCCUAAUGGCCGUAAUGACUUUUAUUACCCAUCACCUUUUGAAAGAACCCAAGUACAGGAUUACCAUCCAGGAAUGUGUUUCAACAUAAUUUGUAAUCAUAUGAGAUUCAAUUAUGAUGAGGUGCGCAAACUUCUCCCAGCUGACACUGUUUAUGUUACUAUCCUACGAGAUCCUGCCUACCUCUUUGAGUCAUCUUUCCACUACUUUGGAUCAGUAAUCCCUCUAACUUGGAAGAUCACUGCAGAUGACAAGCUAGCUGAGUUUCUUCGAGACCCCUGGCACUACUAUGAUCCCAGUGGUUACAAUGCUCAUUACUUGAAAAACUUACUCUUUUUUGACUUUGGAUAUGACAACAAUAUGAAUCCUGAAAACAUCUCAGUAAGAGAGUAUAUUGAAGACAUUGAUAAAAGAUUUCAUUUUGUGAUGAUUUUGGAAUAUUUUGAUGAGUCUUUGAUCUUACUUAAGGACAUUCUCUGCUGGGACAUGGCAGACAUACUGUAUUUUAAACUUAAUGCCAGAAAGGAUUCCAUAGUAUCCAGAUUAUCUGGAGAUCUGUAUAGCAAAGCAACAGAGUGGAAUAAAAUUGACUCAAAAUUGUACCAGUAUUUCAAUGCUUCUUUUUGGAGGAAAGUGGAAGCAUAUGGGUGGGAUAGAAUGAGGAAGGAUUUGGCAGAACUGCGUCAACGCAAUAAUGAGAUGAGGGCCAUCUGUAUUGAUGGAGGGCAAGCAGUGGAUGCUGAUGCCAUUCAAGAGUCAUCCAUGAGGCCUUGGCAACCAAUUGGUGAACAGUCCAUACUAGGUUAUAACCUGAAGAAAAAUAUUGACAAAAAAUAUGUCCAACUUUGCCGAAAAAUGCUGACACCUGAAAUACAGUACCUUAGUGAACUGGGUGUUAAUCUUUGGAUAACAAAACUCUGGGGGUUUGCUCGUGCAUUCUUGAAAUGGUAAACAGACUUUGUCUUGUACAGCAAAGUUGUUUCUGAUUACUGGAGCAAAUCAUGCCCAGUUUUAUUGAAUUUUCUAUUAUGUACUCACCACUGUGUGGUUUCUCCAAGCAUUAGCACUUCUAAGAUCUAAGAAUGUUGACCUUGAGCUACCAUAUCACAAGGAACUGUUUUCAAAAACUGUUUGCCCCUAGCAUGUGACAAAGAAAAUUUUAGAAUCAUUUCAAAUAUACUUCAGAAAAGCAAGUAUUUUCCUGAUUACUGCAGCUGCUAAGAAAAGGGAUGAUAUUUAAAAAUAGCUGUAAUCCAUUUAUAGUUUUACAACUUCCAAAUAAAGUUUUAUCAAAAUCACCAUAAAAUAAC
Protopterus annectens (West African lungfish) is the source of this 2324-nucleotide messenger RNA. It is a transcript of the gene GAL3ST1, whose product is annotated as galactose-3-O-sulfotransferase 1. Gene Ontology annotation, cellular component: membrane. The transcript has 4 exons. The coding region runs from base 679 to 1965 and encodes 428 amino acids. Lineage: Eukaryota; Metazoa; Chordata; Ceratodontiformes; Protopteridae. Gene Ontology annotation, biological process: galactosylceramide biosynthetic process; myelination. Gene Ontology annotation, molecular function: galactosylceramide sulfotransferase activity. The record is from RefSeq and is a predicted model, not a curated record.